AUGGCAUUUAUGAAUGUUGUGGCGUUUGUAGCGCUGCUGUUGAUGUCUGUCAAUGCACAAUAUGAUGAUGCUGUGACUGCAUCCCAAUUGCAUGUGACGCCCAUUGACGGCGAAACACCGGACAUCACCGCCAUGGUUCCAGUUUUUUUCGCCCGAGAUUUGCUCAAGGAUCUCAAGCUAUUUAAUCUGAUUGGUGAAGUGGAGCAGGCGAGGCAUGAUUGUUCUGCAAAUGGAUUUGUCUUCCAGAUGAGUAACCCCUUACAGGCGGAACAAGUGAUUAAGGCUUGGGCCACACGACCCGGAGAGCUCACCAAACAGAUGCAGGUGCACCUUGCCAGAGAAGAGUGUCCUAAUGAUCUUGUUAGAAAGAAAAAUGCAAAAUAGAUUGUUAAAGUUCUAACAAUUGGUUAAAAACCAACCAAAAGACGACAAAGAAAUACCAAAUUUU
This is a messenger RNA of Drosophila grimshawi, 448 nucleotides long. RefSeq lists its product as uncharacterized. Lineage: Eukaryota; Metazoa; Arthropoda; Insecta; Diptera; Drosophilidae. The transcript is spliced from 2 exons. Bases 1 to 384 code for a protein of 127 amino acids. The record is from RefSeq and is a predicted model, not a curated record.